AUCGGGAACAUUUCAAAAAAAAUUUCAUGACCAAUUUUCUCGGCCUCUUCCACAGUCAUUGACGCAGGCGUCGAGACGAGGAACUGUUCAGCGUCGAGAUUUUUCACCAAAAUAUAUUUUUCCAUCUUCUUCGGUCGAGCCCGCGACGAGCGGCGUCAUGGAUGAACUGUUUGACGUUUUCGAGGAUCAGCCUCAGGCUGCAAAGCUUGAAAAUGGCCAGGAUGAUAAACAGAUCAAAGACAAGAAAAACAAGAAGAGACAGGCAAAUGGGGAUGUUAAAGAAGUCAAUGGAACGGAUUUGCCAAACGGCGAUUCACCGGAGUCGACUGUUAAACAACCGGAAACGAACGAUCGUGUGGAUGGUGUCAAAGAGCAACCUGAUCUGAAGCGACAGCGACGAGAUACGGAGCCCGAGCCGGUUGUGACCGAUUCCUUCGAGACAGAGCAGUCUCGCGAAAUUGCCGCUUCAGCCGGCUUGCUAGCUGUCAAGGAUGGAGAUAAUGUUGUACUGUCGCAUCAGGUUCGACACCAGGUCGCUCUGCCUCCAGACUAUGACUACAAGCCUCUAUCCGAGCACAAGCCUCCGGCGGAACCGGCUAGGGUCUGGCCAUUCACGCUGGAUCCCUUUCAGGCCGUUUCAGUUGCAUCGAUUGAACGGGGUGAGAGUGUGCUGGUCUCGGCCCAUACCAGUGCCGGAAAAACUGUUGUCGCCGAAUAUGCCAUUGCACAGAGUUUGAAGAACAACCAAAGAGUCAUCUAUACCAGUCCGAUCAAAGCGUUGAGCAAUCAAAAGUACAGAGAAUUUGCCGCCGAGUUUGGCGACGUGGGACUGAUGACGGGUGAUGUGACCAUCAAUCCAACUGCGACCUGUCUUGUCAUGACAACGGAAAUUCUUCGAUCGAUGCUUUACAGGGGUUCAGAGAUUAUGCGAGAAGUUGCGUGGGUAGUCUUUGACGAAAUUCAUUAUAUGCGAGAUAAGUCUCGAGGUGUCGUCUGGGAGGAAACAAUUAUCCUCUUGCCGGACAAGGUUCGCUACGUUUUCCUUUCCGCUACGAUUCCGAACGCUAUGCAAUUCGCCGAAUGGAUCACCAAGAUGCACAAUCAACCAUGUCACGUCGUUUACACGGAUUUCCGACCUACCCCUCUUCAACACUACUUCUUCCCGGCUGGAGCAGACGGUAUCCACCUGAUUGUCGAUGAGAAGGGUGGUUUCCGCGAGGAUAAUUUCCAAAAAGCGAUGACUACAAUUCAAGAUAGACAAGGCGAUGAUCCAGCUGAUGCGAUGGCUAAACGCAAGGGCAAAGGCAAGGACAAGAAGACGAACAAAGGUGGAACGAAAGGUCCUUCUGAUAUCUACAAGAUUGUCAAGAUGAUCAUGUUGAAGAACUAUAAUCCCGUCAUCGUCUUCAGCUUCAGCAAGCGCGAAUGCGAGUCGUUUGCAUUGCAAAUGAGCUCGUUGGCCUUCAACGACGACUCGGAAAAGGCCAUGGUUGCAAAGGUGUUCAACAGUGCGAUUGAGAUGCUUUCAGACGAGGACAAACAACUGCCUCAAAUUCAGCAUAUCCUUCCCCUUCUACGGCGCGGCAUUGGCAUCCACCACUCCGGUCUUCUUCCCAUUUUGAAGGAGACGAUUGAGAUUCUUUUCCAGGAGGGUCUGAUCAAAGUUUUGUUCGCAACCGAAACAUUCUCCAUCGGUCUUAAUAUGCCGGCGAAGACUGUCGUCUUUACCAGCGUGCGCAAGUUUGAUGGUGUAUCUCAACGCUGGGUGACGCCUUCAGAGUUCGUGCAGAUGUCUGGUCGAGCCGGACGUCGUGGACUGGACGAUCGUGGUAUUGUGAUUAUGAUGAUUGAUGAGAAGAUGGAGCCCGGUGUGGCCAAAGAGAUUGUUCGAGGAGAGCAGGAUAAGCUCAACUCCGCAUUCUAUCUGGGGUACAACAUGAUUCUCAAUCUCAUGAGAGUCGAAGGGAUCUCCCCGGAGUUUAUGCUCGAGCGAUGCUUCUACCAAUUUCAGAACACUGCAAGUGUUUCUGGACUGGAGAAACAGUUGCAUGAACUCGAGAAUGAGCGCGCCGGCAUGGAAAUCACCGAUGAAGGCACCAUCCGCGAGUAUUACGACCUACGACAGCAGCUCAAGACUUACACGCAAGAGAUGCGCGAUGUCAUUACCCAUCCCAACUAUUGCCUUCAGUUCAUGCAACCGGGUCGGCUCGUCAAAGUUAAGCACGGCGAUCACGAUUUCAAUUGGGGAGUGGUUGUCAACUUCACCCAACGGCAUCCUGGCAAAAAUGAAAAACCAGAAGACUUCACCCCUCAACAAUCUUAUGUUGUCGAUGUUUUGGUGCAGGUGUCAGCCAAUAGCACAGUCGGCACGCGAACGCACCACGAUCUCCCUCCCGGUGUCAGACCACCAGCUGAAGGAGAAAAGGGAAAGAUGGAAGUUGUUCCGGUUCUUCUCUCAUGCAUUGAAUCGAUUGGUCACAUUCGAGUAUUCUUGCCCAAGGAUCUCAAGUCGGCUGAUCAGAGAAACACUGUGCGCAAGGCUCUCGAGGAGGUUAAACGACGCUUCCCCGAUGGCAUUGCUGUCCUGGAUCCUAUCGAAAACAUGAAGAUCACAGACGACUCGUUCAAGAAGCUACUCAGAAAAAUUGAAGUGCUCGAGUCUCGUCUCCUGGCGAACCCGCUUCACAAUUCUCCAAGGUUGCCUGAGCUUUACAACCAGUAUUCGAAAAAGAUGGAACUCGGCAACGACGUCAAGAGCCUUAAGAAGCAGAUUAAUGCUGCCUUGGCUAUUAUGCAACUAGACGAACUCAAAUGCCGCAAGCGAGUUCUCCGACGUCUUGGCUUCAUCAAUGAGGCAGAUGUCGUUCAGCUCAAGGCACGCGUUGCUUGCGAAAUCAGCACAGGCGAUGAAUUAAUGCUCAGCGAGCUCUUAUUCAACCGCUUUUUCAAUGAACUCACGCCUGAGCAAUGUGCUGCAGUCCUUAGUUGCUUCAUCUUUGAGGAGAAGAGCAACGAAACACCUACUCUCCGCGAGGAGCUCGCGAAACCAUAUCGAGAGAUCCAAGCGCAGGCUCGCAUUAUCGCCAAGGUCUCUCAGGAGAGCAAGCUUCCCGUCAAUGAGGAUGAAUACCUGCAGACAUUCAAGUUUCAACUUAUGGAGGUUGUGUUCGCAUGGGCGCAUGGCGCUCCAUUUGCUCAGAUCUGUAAAAUGACCGAUGUAUAUGAGGGUAGCUUAAUUCGACUUUUCCGCCGACUGGAAGAGCUGCUGCGCCAAAUUGCACAGGCUGCGAAAGUCAUGGGCAGCGACGAUUUGGAAAAGAAGUUUGAGGAAGCGCUGACCAAGGUCAGGAGAGACAUUGUUGCUGCCCAGUCCUUGUACUUGUAAGGACGCUUGAACGUUUUAUUCUGGGGAAACUCUUCUUUUCUUCUUUAAUUUUGAAAACAGGAUGGAGUUUGGCGCGGGCACUUCAAGUAAGCUUGGCAUUUUGUUUGUCUAUUGUUGAUGCAUAAUUAGGCUGUCAAUUGUUGGGGCAAUCUUCCUUCUCCUGGGCAUUUUAUACUGCGGACGAUCGGCAUGAUCUUGGAAUGGCCGAAGAAAUCACUGUAAAUAACAUUGUGCGGUGAUGUAUGCAUAAUAGACUGUAUGCGUGCGCAAGAUUGUUCGGAAAUU
Messenger RNA from Xylona heveae TC161, 3670 nucleotides. Its product is annotated as putative ATP dependent RNA helicase. The coding region runs from base 158 to 3385 and encodes 1075 amino acids. Gene Ontology annotation, molecular function: ATP binding; RNA binding; RNA helicase activity. Gene Ontology annotation, cellular component: nucleus. NCBI's taxonomy places the organism in Eukaryota, Fungi, Ascomycota, Xylonomycetes, Xylonales, Xylonaceae. The transcript has 5 exons. The record is from RefSeq and is a predicted model, not a curated record. Gene Ontology annotation, biological process: maturation of 5.8S rRNA; RNA catabolic process.